Messenger RNA from Didymodactylos carnosus, 631 nucleotides. The record is from the annotation of a GenBank genome assembly. Lineage: Eukaryota; Metazoa; Rotifera; Eurotatoria; Philodinida; Philodinidae.
AUGUCGGAUACAGGUCCUCUAUUGGAAGGUUUCAUUUUAAUUAAUAAUCGUGAAAAGUGGGCACUAGCUACUAAAGUACAUGUGAUGAAUUCGAUAUUAAAUACUAGUAUGAAUUUAUCUCGUGGGAAGACAACCGCUCUCAUUAUGAAUAUCAAGCCUUCAAUAACGUUAAAAAUGACUUUUCCAAUAAAUAUUGAUAAAACGAGUACAACAACAUGUACACCGAAUCGUUUGACAUCAAAACUGACUCCGUCCACAUUAGCUAUAAAAAGUAGUACAACGUUUCCAAAUGAAAUAAACAACGUUGAGUUACUGAAUGAUCAUUACGUACGGAGGAAAUUGUUAAAUGAACCGAGUUAUGAUGAUGAUAGUGAUACAAACAAAGGAAAAACUUCAUUAAUUGAUGGGAUACUGGGAUUGGAUUUAGAAAAUGAAAAAUUUCAAAAAGCGGAUAAUGAAUUGAGUAAUUCAAUUUCAUUUGAUAAUCAAAUACUUGAUGGGAGUGGCGAAAGCACGAUCGAUACAACCGAAGUACCAGUUAAACCUGAAGGUCUUGAACCAAAAUAUUAUAGGGGUUAUAGGUUAUCGAGCAUGCUGAUGCCGAAUAUGACCAUGGAGGCUUCCCAUAGAU